This is a messenger RNA of Fusarium proliferatum ET1, 651 nucleotides long. RefSeq lists its product as uncharacterized. Bases 1 to 651 code for a protein of 216 amino acids. Lineage: Eukaryota; Fungi; Ascomycota; Sordariomycetes; Hypocreales; Nectriaceae. The transcript has a single exon. The record is from RefSeq and is a predicted model, not a curated record.
AUGGACAAGAAGGACCGUGUCCGCCAGCAGCUCCGGUUGUGCGCCGGACAAAUGCAACAGCUUCUUGAUCAACUAAACCCCGCCCACAAUAUCUCCCAAUCCCUCAAGAAUACCAUCGCUCAAAUCCAGCACUUCAACAAGUUCGACCAGCCUAACGUGAUCUCACUAUGGCAACAUCUUCUCCAUGAGCCUCGCCCGUUUCCUUUUCGUACUGGGGAAUUCAACCCUCGAGGAGAGGCGCAGAGUCUUCUUGACAGACGGGCUCAGCGAAACCUGAUGAUUCCGAUACUUGUCGUCGAUACCAGUAACAACCGUGAAGAAGGUCUCCCUGGUGUGCAGAAGAAGCUUGAGGCAUUUGAUUCCGUCGAUGAACUGCAUGGUCCACCACUGAGGUUGAAGACCAGAAAAAAGCGCAGGAAUACCGACGACGACGAGCUGACUCAAGCCGACCACGGAAAUGAAGAAGACUUUCUCGGCGUGGAGAAGAAGAUUGAGACUCACAACAUCAUCGAUAAAAUGCAUGAUUCAGUAACAAAAUGGAAGAUCAUCAGAAAACGAAUGAAUGACGACUACGACGGCGAUGAUGAGUUGAAUCAACCUCAACCAAAGCGCACCAGGCUAUCUAAGAAGCAGUGGCGUGUCUCUGAUUAG